Molecule: messenger RNA, 2037 nt
Organism: Adineta ricciae
Lineage: Eukaryota; Metazoa; Rotifera; Eurotatoria; Adinetida; Adinetidae
Source: the annotation of a GenBank genome assembly
AUGUCGACAUAUUUGGUUGCAUAUGUCAUUGGCGCUUAUGAUUAUGUUGAAACGCGCGAUUCAAACAAUGUUCUAAUUCGAGUUUAUACGCCAGUUGGUAAAAAGGAACGCGGAUUAUUUGCAUUACAUACAACAGCAAAGAUCCUUCCGUUCUAUGCAGAAUAUUUUGGUAUUAAAUAUCCGUUAAGUAAAGUGGACAUGAUUGCUAUUGCUGACUUUGGCUCCGGUGCAAUGGAAAAUUGGGGUUUAAUCACAUAUCACGAAACGUAUCUGUUAGUUGAUGCUCAAAAUACCACUCAAGAAACAAAACAAGAUGUUGCUCUGAUUGUUGCUCACGAACUGGCACAUCAAUGGUUUGGAAAUUUAGUAACCAUGGAAUGGUGGAACGAUCUUUGGCUUAAUGAAGGCUUUGCAACUUGGAUUCAGUUUCUUGCUGUUGAUCAUGUUUAUCCUGAAUACGAUAUUUGGACACAAUUCGUAUCAGAUACUUUAGCAUUGUGUAUGAUUCCUGAUGCACUACAUCACAGUCAUCCGAUUGAAAUUGAUAUAAAGAAACCGAGUGAAAUCAGUGAAAUCUUCGACGAUAUAACUUAUGAGAAAGGCUCUAGUGUGAUCCGUUUACUUCAUGCAUAUAUCGGUGAUGAAGCAUUUCGGACUGGUCUAGCAAACUAUCUUGCUGAAUAUUCUUAUAAGAAUGCAAUUACAGAAAAUCUUUGGUCACAUUUGUCACGAGCAUCGAAACGACCACAUCUAUCUGAUAUUCUCUCAACAUGGACCAAGCAAAUGGGUUAUCCGUUACUUACUGUAACGCAAGAACAACGAGGAAACGAUCGACUGUUGAAAAUCGAGCAGACACGUUUUCUAGCUGAUGGCUCAGCUGAUGGUGCUGCCAGAUGGAAAAUUCCGAUAAAUAUCUGUACGAAAUCGAAUCCAAACGAAAGUGUUCAUCAAUUGUUCAUGAAUGGAGAAGAUCAACAAGAGUUUCUACUGGAAAAGGUGUCAGAAAGUGAUUGGAUUAAGUUGAAUCUAUUCAGUGUUGGUAUCUAUCGCGUGAACUAUCCUCACUGUAUGCUCGACUCGAUCAUUCCUGGUAUUCAGGAUCAAUCUCUAUCUCCUCAAGAUCGCUUCAACAUUCAAACUGAUCUAUACGCACUGGCGCGUUCGAAUCACAUGAAUUAUACUGAUUAUUUAAAAUUACUUCGUCAAGCCUAUCGACAUGAAGACAAUUUAACUGUUUGGAAAUCGAUCAUCAAACAGCUGACUGAUUUAAAUUCAAUCUUUGACUAUGCAUCGAUUAACAACACAAAGAAACUUUUUCAAGCCUAUAUUUGCGAUCUUCUAUCGAAUAUCCAUUCAAAACUACUAUGGGAUCCGUUGCCAAACGAAGGUUCGCAAGCUGCUAUGCUUCGAGGCUUAGUCUUAACUCAAAUGGGUAUCAAUGGGCACAAUCGAACACGUGAAGAAGCACGCAAACGUUUCGAAAAUCUGUUUACCACCAAUCGACAAGCAAUCAAUCCAAACAUUCGUUCCGCAGUCUAUUUAACUGUGGCACAAACAGGAAAUACGGACACAUUCGAAAAACUGAAAUCAUUGUAUCGCGAAGCUGAUACACAGGAAGAACGUAUUCGUCUGUUAACUGCACUAUGUCGUUUUGAUGAUCCAAAUAUUCAACGUCAAGCGCUUGAAUAUAUUUGGGAUGAAAAUGAAGUUCGUAAACAAGACCAUGUUUCUGCUUGUGUAUCUUUGGCUGGACAUAAUCGUCAUGGUUGUGAAAUCGCAUGGAAGUAUAUACAAGAAAAUUGGGACAAAAUCGAAGAUAUCUAUGGUGAAACAGACAAUCAUUUGAUACAUGUUGUUGAACAUGCGCCAAGCCAUUUCGUUACGAAAGAACGCGCGGAUGAAGUCGAAAAAUUCUAUGCUGAUCAUUCAAAUCCCUUGUUGGACAGACCAAUAAAAAAGGUUCUCGAACAGAUCAAAAUUCGCGGACUUGUUCUUGAACGACACGAACGUAGUAUUAACGACUUUCUCAGUCUUUAA